Molecule: messenger RNA, 3153 nt
Organism: Onychostoma macrolepis
Lineage: Eukaryota; Metazoa; Chordata; Actinopteri; Cypriniformes; Cyprinidae
Gene: kctd15b
Product: potassium channel tetramerization domain containing 15b
Exons: 5
Coding region: 1082-1894 (270 amino acids)
Biological process (GO): protein homooligomerization
Molecular function (GO): protein binding
Source: RefSeq, a predicted model, not a curated record
UAAGAUUAGUGUUUGUGUGGGUUUAAACCGACGUUCUGCCCCGUUUGCACGGGAGAUCCUGCAGCAGCAGACAUCUCCAUCUAGCCGUGCGCAAUAAUUGAAAUGGCGCAUUUGGCUGCGGGCGGACUGUGAGGGCGCACAGUGAAUGAUGUCCAGACGUCAUUUGCUUUUAAUGGCCUCCAGGAAAUUUGCCAUUACAAUUCUCACAGACAUUAGAGCACAGAGAGGAGCGAGGGGGAAAGCGCCGCAUGCAUGAGCACCAGAUCCAGAUUUUCGCUUUGCAAAAAGAAAACGCGUCUUUUAUCGCCACUUUAUCAACAAGUUCCAGUGCGCCUCCUGCUUGCGCGAGAGCGAAGAGAGACUUUUACUCGUUCAGGGAAGGAAAAUGUGUUGUUGCCUCUGUGAAAGAGCCCGGGGGAAUGUUACAUCAGACGAAAUGACAAUGAUUAAAAUCAGCCUUUCUGCCUCUCCAAAGUCUCAGGAACGGCGUGGUGACACUUGCCUGAUGCGUAAACCGUUAUGUGCUGAACUUUAAACCCUCGCCAGCUAUUUUUACUUUGCGAAAGAGCUAAGCGAGGCUAAAUAAUCGAGGGGAAUAUCGGGUUUGCAUCUGUUCCAAUGAGUCUGCUCGGGUUUGAGUUAAUUGUCCUCUAAUCCUGUGGCCCCAGAGGCGUUUGCGCAGCCUGGAGCCAGAAUUCUUCUUUCGGCUCUGCUCUGAUUUAGAGACGGAUUAUUGGCUUCCUUCUGCCCAUAAGCAAAGCAGCAGAUUCACCGUGGCCAAAAAAGACAGUGGCGAGGCUGAUAUACGCGACCGAAUCAGAGUAUUAAGAAAUAAGAAGAUCAAGAGGGGGAAGGAGAGCUCUGGUCUCCUGGAGAAGCGUUAAUAAACAUCCUUGUAUCCUGCCCUCGGGCUGCACCAGUGAAAAGAUGCAAACAUACUUCAUUAGAGCUGUGGCAAUAAUUUGUAAGCUAAAUAUGCGAUGGGGCAGAUGAGAAAACGAUCUGAUAAGACUCGCACAGACGCUCAAGGUGGGAGAGACGCUAAGGCACCGUGAAGGCACAUCAGCAGCAUCAUUUCUCCAUGGCUUUCCCGUUUGUCUGCUUCCAGGAAGGGAGAAGCAUGUCACGCCUGUCUCUGACCCGGUCCCCGGUCUCUCCUCUGGCCGCGCAGGGGAUUCCACUGCCGGCUCAGCUCACCAAAGCCAAUGCACCCGUUCACAUCGACGUGGGUGGCCACAUGUACACCAGCAGCCUGGCGACCCUCACCAAAUACCCAGACUCACGGAUCAGCCGGCUGUUUAACGGAACCGAGCCCAUCGUUCUGGACAGUUUAAAGCAGCAUUACUUCAUCGACAGGGACGGAGAGAUUUUCCGCUAUAUUCUCAGUUUCCUGCGAACCUGCAAACUGCUGCUGCCGGAUGACUUUAAGGACUUCAAUCUCCUGUACGAGGAGGCGCGUUAUUACCAGCUGACGCCCAUGAUCAAGGAGCUGGAGCGGUGGAAGCAGGAGCGGGAGCAGAGGCGUCUGGCGCAGCCCUGUGACUGCCUGGUGGUCCGCGUGACCCCUGACCUCGGUGAGCGGAUCGCCCUCAGCGGGGAGAAGGUGCUCAUCGAGGAGAUCUUCCCCGAGACCGGUGACGUCAUGUGUAACUCAGUCAACGCUGGCUGGAACCAGGAUCCGACCCACGUCAUCCGCUUCCCCCUGAACGGCUACUGCAGACUCAACUCGGUGCAGGUGUUGGAGCGUCUCUUCCAGAAGGGUUUCAGCGUGGCUGCGUCCUGCGGCGGCGGCGUGGACUCGUCUCAGUUCAGCGAGUAUGUUCUGUGUCGUGAGGACAGGAGGAGUCAGUCCACAAACACGCCCAUCAGGAUAAAGCAGGAGCCGCUGGACUAGAGACACGCGCUCAGGCCCUCGGCCCCUCGACACACACACACACACACACACACACACACACAAACACACACUCACUCAGCGUUUAUAUGGGGAAUGUAAUCAAACUGCACCAAAAACCCAAAGAACUCCAGCAGGAUCUGAGUCCUGCCCUGUUCCGCCCAAACCACCAAUCAGAGGAUGUCCUCACGCAUACGGAACGCAGGCUCCGCCCCUCUGCCAGUGCAGUGUGUGUCAUUAUCUCGUGACGAUUGCGGUGUGAUGCUCACGAACAAAAAAAAAAAACGCCAUCGUCAGGGGCCGGGGGUCCAUUCUUUUGGAUUGUUUUUCAUUUCAUCCUUAUUGUUUCUAAAGACGUUUUUCACUCCUUAUAGCACCAUGUUGUAUGCGGUUAGCAGUACUAGGCUGGAGUUUUGUGUUUAUUUCUUUUGUUACAUGAAGGAUGAUGGGAGUGGCGUUCUGAAGGCAUUACGUUUGAGAGACUUUCCUGGCAGGAAAACACUAUUACGCCCUCGGGCUGCGUGGCCGAGCAGUCUGGGCUUUAAUGCGUUCACUGCUGAAGGUUUCUUUGUUUAAAGGAGCUGCAAGCAAACGUGGCUAUUUCUGAAGCCAGAGCAUUAAGCAUAUCGUUAAACAUCUGAAAUUUUUAUAAGCUCUCCGAUGCUUGAAUCAAAUGAGUUCUGAACUCUACGGUACCUAUACAGAGAGUCGUGUGUGUCAAGAACAAAAUGUAAGGAGCUUGAGGCAAAACAUGGGCAGAUGAAGACGUAUGAUUGUGUCUGUACCGUACUUUUGCACUUAAAUGUGUCGUGAAAACAAGCCGCCCGCGUGUUUAAAGAUUCAGUGGAAAUAGACUCGAGUUGGAGCGCGCUGACAGAAUGAGGGUACUAACUAUGAUGCAUUAAUUUUUAAACCAUCUUUGCGAAUGAAUAAUUGUUAUUCAUCAGCCCAGUUUUAGUUUGAAGUUGUCCGUUUUCUAUUUUGAUGUCAAGAUUCUGAGUAAACGGUGGAUACGUUGUGAAAAAGGUGCUUGAUUUGAUCAGAUGUGUGUGAUGAAUGUGUCCAAACGCUCAACACAGAGAACUAACAUUCCAGAGACGUCUCGUUUCUCUGUCUGGAAAAAAUAUUGUUUGCAAAUAUAAAUCUUUUGCCAUAAAUGUUAUGUAAAAAAUUCAAACUGCUCCCUUAAAGACAGUUUUUAAAUGCAUUAUUUAGCCUACUAGCUUUAAUCCUUCUAUUGGCUGAACAUUUCAAUAAUUAUA